CUGGCCUUAAUUUUGUGGGUUAAAUUUUUUACUGUCCACAUGCAAUAAUGUGGACUGGAUACUAGGCCAUUCCUUCCAGAAGUAUGUCUGGAAACUUCAGCCUCAACUCAACUCAACAAAAGGGGAAAAGAAGAAUCAGAUGAGACCACGAGGCUUUACUGAGGUCACCGAACACAUGCAACCAAGCGCUUCCAGAAUCAUUUCCACGGCAAAGAGGCAGAUCACAAUCUCUCCCAAAACGUCUAAUGCUGCUGUGGGGGAAACCACAGAUGUAAUCUUUCACGCUCGUCCCAGGAGAAAAAACAUUUUCCCCGCUUUAGGCAACACCGUUCAAGCCGAAGGGGUCCCCUGCUGCUGGGUUUCAUCACAAUUUCACUCGGCCUCCCACAGAGAGAAUAACAACCCCACAGAUAUCAGGGAAAAGCAAACUAAACCAUGAAACCAUCACAGAUUUUGACUAUACUAUCUCUGUAUUUGCUCUCUGGAGCUCUGGUACUUUCUCAAGAGUCUGAAAAGGAUUAUAACGAUUACGACAUAGAUGACAACACGUUGCCUGAAGUUCCUCGACUUUCUGUAACUCAACAACCUGAUUACGAUGCCCAAAUAAUGUUUUCAUAUGAAUGUGCCACAGAGUGUUUCUGCCCAUCAUCCUAUCCAUUUGCCAUGUAUUGCGACGACCGAGAACUCAAGGCGGUUCCCAACAUCCCAAGACACGUCCGCCACUUGUACAUUCAGCAUAACGACAUAGAGGAGAUAACUUCAAAGUCUUUCAUUAAUGCCUCAUCCCUGAGGGAAAUAAACUUCAGCUACAAUAAGCUGCAGUCAUCUAAGGUGGAUAAAGAUGUCUUCAAUAUACUCAAAGAACUCAUUCAGUUACACCUUGAGCAUAAUAAUCUGGAAGACAUCCCUUCUCCUCUGCCAAAAACCCUUAAAAGGCUUAAUUUGAGCUUCAAUAAAAUUUCAAAGAUACCGGCUGACGCUACACGAGAGCUUACGAAACUUACAGUGCUGGAUUUGUGCAACAACAGACUAACAGAUGCCGGUAUUAAAGGAAAGAUCCUAUCUGGCGCAAAGAGCCUCAUGCAAAUCAACAUGUGCAACAAUAAGCUCAAGUCCAUGCCAAUAGACCUUCCAGAAUCGAUCCAGCAGAUAUCACUGGAAAACAACUCAAUAUCCUCCAUACCCGAGGGCUACUUUAAGAAGACUCCCAAUCUGUUGUCCCUACGCAUGUCACACAACAAACUCAAAUCCGUUGCAUACACUGCCUUCAACUUGUCCAAACUGAUAGAGCUCCAUUUGGGCCAUAACCAGCUCUCCAAACCAUUUUUUGUCCCCAGGACCUUGGAACAUCUGUAUCUAAAUCACAAUGACUUUAAAGAUCUGAAUAUCUCUCUAAUGUGUCCAUCGCUGGACUUCGGCAACCCUAACAUGCUGACCUACAUUCGUCUCGACAACAAUAAGCUGAGAGGACCAGUGGACUACUACGCUUACAGAUGUUUCCCAAGGCUGAAAAUGAUAUUUUACGGCAACCAAAGGAAGGAUGAUGAAGAUGACUCUGAACCCAAAAAAUAUGAAAAACCCGACCGACCAAAAAGGCCUGGGGCAACAAGGCUAUCAACAUAGAUUUUUGAGAUGCGUCAUACAACUAUACUUUAUUCAAAGUACAGGAAUAAAACAGGACUUACGAUUUAAAUAUAAUUAAACAUACAUAUAUUAGUAAAUUUGAACAUUCCAUUCCUUGCUGCUUGAACAUUCUAUUUGAUUUUCUGCAUGCAUGUGUAUGCUUUGAUGGCUCUCAAUCAGCAUAAAUUUAAUUGCUAUUUACGGAAAGUUCUGAUUCAAAGUUUGCUUUGUUUUGCACAGUCACUUUUCUCUCCAUUAAUACAGUAAAAAGCAUUUAUCUACAUUAGUACAUUGCACUGCAAUGCAUGUAAAUGUAAUUAAUAAAAAAAUACUCUUUUUCUGCAAAAUUAAAUCAGAAAAAGCGAGAGUGUAAAAUUCUACUGAAGCUUAAAAGUGUAGGAUUCAGCAUAAUGCAAAAAAAAAACAAAAAAAAACAAAAAACAAUACAGCAAUGGUAUUGCAUGCAAAUAUAAUGAUAGAACAUUAGUUUACUGGAAUAAACACACCAAGAAAAGUGAAACGCAAUACAUCACCAUAAUCACAAACAAAUCCAGCUGUUUUCUGUUAAACACACUGUACAGUCAUGGCCAAAAGUAUUGGCAGACAUAUACAUUUUCGUGUUUUGCAAAGUCUCCUGCUUUAGUUUUUGUGGUAUUGAUUCACAUUGUUCCCAGAUGAUUGUGCAGAGUGAUCAGAUGCAUUUUAAAUAAUUACAAAAAGCUUCACUGGCCAGAAAAAUGAACUUUAACACAAAAACCCAAAUUUCACCUUUUUGGAACUGGCACAAAAUUACCAGCUAACAUAAUUUCACAAAUCAAAUCAUCAGCACAUGGGAAAGUGUGAACAAGUACUAGUCAGGUAAAUCACUCUAUCAUUCUGACUGGAUUAUAAGAGCAUACUGAUUAGAUCACCAUCAGUCAGGAUUUGGCCCUGAAGCUGAUAUCCAGCAUGCCAGAGCGAAUUGCAGAGGUUUUGCAUAUAUUUUUGCCAAUAAAAGCCUUUACACUUAUGAAAAGCUUAUCAUUGUUUUCCAAUAUACCAUAAGCUGCAACUUCAUGGACCCUAAUAAUCUGUCUGUAAUAGGAAUGGGCAUUUUUCAAAAUUAUUGUAUUCGAAUUUUAAAUUAAAUGAUGUUUAACGAGAAAGACUUUGGGCCCUAUCAUACACCCAGCGCAAUGUGGUUCCAGGCGUGACGCAAGUGUUUUUUGCUAGUUUCAGUCCAAUGCAGUUAUCAUCUUCACGUCCUGUGCCACAUUGUUUAAAUAGCAAAUGCAUUUGCGCACAAUUGUACGCCCAUGGGCGUGCUGGUCUCAAAGCGAAGUGUUUUCAGGUGCAUUGUUAGCGCGUUACUAUUUUUUUAAAAGCAACUGAAAUAGACUGCACCAUUGACUAACUGAAACCUGGUCUAAAGUCAAUGGAGUAAUAUUUGUUUUGUUAUUUAAAGAGUGUGUUAGUAAUGUGCCUAUAGACUAUGUGGGUGCACACCGUGCAUACCAAAUAUUAAAAAUAAAAGGAUUACAAUGUAAAAGAUUAUUAUUGUAUGCAUGAAGAUAAAAAUGCUUUGGCGGAAUCCGGCUUUUCUCGUAGAUGGUCUGCUCACACGCUUUAACCUCACACACGAGCAGACCCGUUUCCUCACGAUAGACGCGUUCAGUUUUUGCGUUUGCAAAUUCCACCAUGUAAAUAGCCAAUCCGCCACGGCACGAGCACAACUGCCAUUUAAAGGGAAUGGGAGAUUAGACUCCGAUUGGUUUAUUGCACGUUACGCCCAAAACACACCCAUGACUCAUUAAGAGAAUAGGGACAACCCUUUUAGACCAUACGCCGGGUGCGGCGACCAUUUUUUCUGUCCUUAAACUAGCAAAAGUGGACUUAGACACGCCCUAUGUGCACUUGGCGGUGCCCUUAGACCAUGCACUUAGAUCAUUAAAAUAUGGCCCAUUAUUUUUUAAUCAAAGUUUUUGUCACCAUUUCUAAACAAGCUUAGGAUUAAGCAAAAUACACAACAAGCUUACAUUAUAUAUUGAGGUUUGCUUUUAGCAACAAUAUGUUUAAACAAAAAAUAUAAAGGACAAAAGCAUUUAAGCUAGGAAAAAACGCUAAUAAAGCAGACUGCCCUAUUUAUCGUACAGAAUGUACAUAUACACUCGAGAGUCGACACAUGGUUAUCGUGUUUCUAUUGUUUCUCAUGUUCAUGUUGAGAAGAACAAUAAUAUCCAUAUGCUCGGGUGAACGUUGGCUCCACAGUCUGAUAGAAAUAGGUAAGGUCGACUGCAGAGAAAAGGCGCUACACUGACACAGACUUUGCAGGGACACAAAGAUAACAGAGCUAAGUUUCUUACAGCACUUUUCUGUUCUUAAACCAGCAUCUCCCUCAAUGAAAACUUAAAGGUAGCAUCUGAUAUCAUUUUGCCAUCAGAUAAGUUAUCUUCUCAGCUCACUCGAGGGUACAGCUGUGCUCACCUGCAGUCGUGAAUGCAGUGAUGAAGAGCUCUCUUUCCUCGUUCGACUGGUGUUUGGAUUUCAUGUGAUUUCUCAUUGUGGUGAUAAUAUUAUGAUAACUCAGUUUAAUUAAUUCAUUUGAUCAAUAUUAAUUCCAUUUUGUCAGAUCAUUUAGUGAUCAGAUACAAUCAACUUUUUAACACGCUCCACAGUGCCAUCCAGUGCAUUUACUUAUAACUGUGAGUUUUAGUUUGCGUGCUUGGGAUUUAUCAUUGAUUCACUGCAUUUACGGCCAGCAAAGCAUCAUGUAUUAAAAUUCUAAUUGUAUUUUUAUUUUUUGAAUAUGCGACUAUUCGUGCACACCCCUAGUUUGUAUUCGGACUAGUAGCACAGUCAGAACAAACAGUCACAUGCAACCAUGUCAAUCAGAAUGAAUCCAAUAUAAAUUUCAUUCGGUUUGAAAGAGGUGGUUACAUGAAUUGAAAACUGCAACUGGAAAGUUUUGUGCAUGUGCAAUGAUGUAAAAAUGGCGCAAAGACAUAGGACGCAUGGAACAAGCUGUUGUUGUUGAAGUGUCUUGACUGUUGUUGUCAUUUUAAAUUCUCCUUCUAGUCAUUGUCUGUGAAGUGCUGUAGGACAACGUCCCAACAGUCCUUGCUUCAGACUCUCAUCGACAGAUGCCUUGUUUUGGGUGUGAAAACAGGCUUUUUACUGCUUGAUAAAUAAAAGAAGCAUGGCACAAAGCUUCAUGCGCUCAUGAUCUCCUAGUCAGAACCCGAAAUAGAUAAAUAUUAAGUCUGCUUAUUAAAACAAAAAAAGAAACAAUGGUAGGAGGAUGCUAGUAAAUGGCGGGAAACUCUGUAUAUUCAUGCAGUGUUUGCAUGUCAAAACAUCAAUUCCGAUUUGAAGCAUAAAUGCGCACAUCAACUCUAUCAGUUUAUUUAGCAAUCAUUCACACUAUGUUCAUAUUCAUCAAUCAGAAUGAUUUAAUUCCGACUGAAACAAAAACAUGUGAAAAAAUAAAUCUACAAAUCCUGAUGCAGCAAACUUUGCAAAACAAAAUUUAUCUCACAGCCAAUACUUUUGGCCACGGCUGCAAUGCCAUUUUUGGCCGCUAUACUUUAAAGACUUUAAAGACAGCAUUUAUUGGAAAACGAUAGAUAUUAAAAAAACGAUAACUGAGUUUAAAGUGUGAAUAUCGAAAACUAUCAUUUAUCAAAAUCAUUGGUCAAAUAAAUUGUUCAAAUCAAUUAUUGGUCAAUCUCUACUAAUUAUAUAGAGCCUCCGUGACCAACUACCGUUCACAACCCAUGACCAAUCAAUAAUGAAAAUGUGUAGUUGUGCACAUUCUUACACUCCAGGUCUUUCGUGUGGAUGGGUUACGUUUAAAUAUUUAGAAUCCUCCAAAUCAAGUCAUGUGGUGAAGAAACCACCCUGACGGAGAAAUGUACCACAGAGGAUCAGCAUUGUAAAAACAUUUCUAAGUAUUUGGCCCCUUUCCUAGUACUGUAAAUUUUUACAGGUUGGCAUAAUUGCUAACACACCUGUAAUGUUAUUCAUUCUCAAUUUCCAUCUCUUUCUCUCAAAUUUCCAUGUUUAUUUCAAAGGGCCGAGGCGCCUUUCGUCUUGUCUUCAUGUACAAAAAUGAGAGUAAAACAGUCACAUGUUUCUUAUUAAACAUGUUUUUUCUUCACCUUGAUCUUCAAGUGUCUGCUUUAUAGAGGAGUUCUGUUUCUCUUUUAUAAUCCAUUUUAUGUUUUUAAUAAAAUGUAUCUAGGCAAACCUGUAAAUUACACAAAACAGACUGAAAAUGCUUAAUCACAGUUUGAGACGCAUAGCAAUGGACAACUAUAAUCAACAAAUUUUGGAAAAUCAGACAUUAUCUAUCCUAAUGUCCUAACAUAUAUCCCAAUUACCAUUGUCCUCCAAUUGUCUCGUUACAAAUUUCUGCAAAUCUAACCAAGACAAACUGACUGUAAAAUGUUAUCGAAACUGGAAAAGUCUUAGGAUCCCACAUGAAGCAAAAUGUAAAAUGGACAAUGUAGCAAAGGUAUAGAGAAUGCACAUCUUUAAUCAAACA
Molecule: messenger RNA, 6145 nt
Organism: Megalobrama amblycephala (Wuchang bream)
Lineage: Eukaryota; Metazoa; Chordata; Actinopteri; Cypriniformes; Xenocyprididae
Gene: omd
Product: osteomodulin
Exons: 3
Coding region: 436-1623 (395 amino acids)
Molecular function (GO): protein binding
Source: RefSeq, a predicted model, not a curated record